Messenger RNA from Anthonomus grandis grandis, 1599 nucleotides. Its product is annotated as myrosinase 1-like. The coding region runs from base 67 to 1551 and encodes 494 amino acids. The transcript has 9 exons. Gene Ontology annotation, molecular function: beta-glucosidase activity. NCBI's taxonomy places the organism in Eukaryota, Metazoa, Arthropoda, Insecta, Coleoptera, Curculionidae. The record is from RefSeq and is a predicted model, not a curated record. Gene Ontology annotation, biological process: carbohydrate metabolic process.
CUAUAAAACCGCAGGACUAUAAUAAUUAUUUAACUGAAAGCGGUAAAUAUUGACUAAUGACAAAUAAUGCAUUGCAUUUUUUUAGUUUACUGUCUGCUGAUAGCGCAACUAGAGGCCAAAUGCAAAAAAUGCUUCCCCCCGGAUUUCAUUUGGGGCGUCUCAAGUUCCGCUUACCAAGUGGAAGGGGCGUGGAAUACCAGCGGAAAAGGUGAAAACAUUUGGGAUUGGUACACUCACACUUACCCGGAGAAAAUUGCCGACGGUAACAACGGGGAUAUAGCCACGGAUUCUUACGGGAAAUGGCGGGAAGAUGUCGAACUGGUUCGGGACCUCGGGGUCGGCUUUUACCGGUUUUCUUUAUCCUGGGCCAGGAUCUUACCGGACGGUACUACCGGCUACGUUAACCAGGCAGGAGUAGAUUAUUACUUGAAUAUCAUUAAAGCGCUGAAAGAGCACCACAUUGAACCACUGGUGACGAUUUACCAUUGGGACCUGCCGCUUACCCUGUUGCACCAGGGAGGGUGGCUAAAUAAAACAAUGGCCGACCGGUUCGCCGAGUACGCCACCCUCUGUUUCGAACUGUUCGGCCCUUACGUCAAACAUUGGGUGACGGUUAACGAGCCGUACAUCCACUGUUAUAACGCUUACGGUACCGGAUUGCAUGCCCCCGGGGUGAACGAGUCCGGUACUGCCACUUAUAAGUGUUUGUACACGUGCGCACUCGCCCACGCCAAGGCCUACAGGGUGUACCAGGGGCGGUUUAAGGAGCAACAAAAUGGGCAAGUCGGGCCUGUUUUGGCAUGUUCUUGGUUUGCGCCGUUGACCAAUAGUACCGAGGACGUUCUUACCGCUGAAAACGCGCUUCUGUGGGACCUUGGCCUAGUGGCUGAUCCUUUGGUGCACGGAAACUGGCCUCAAACAACCAUAGACCGGAUAGGAAACUUGAGUAGUUUGCAAGGAUUUAACUCAUCCAGACUGCCAGAGUUUAGUGAUAAAGAAAAGUUAUUAAUGAAAGGAUCCUAUGACUUUUUGGCACUGAAUUACUACACCACCGAUAUAGUAACUCCGAUCCCAAACGUCUCCUCCAUAGAGCUGACAACGAUCAGUUAUGACAUAGACAAGAACUUUUCGCCGUCGUAUGAUCCCAAAUGGCCUCAGGCAGCAUCUCCGUGGCUCAGAAGCAACCCAAUCGGUCUCAGAAACACUUUAAAUUGGCUAAAAGACCGUUAUGGCGGCCCCAGAAUAUUUAUUACGGAAAACGGUUGGUCUGAAAAGCAAGGGAUUUUAAAUGAUACGGCUAGGGUCGAUUAUAUCAAGGGUCAUUUGUGUAACGUUUUAAGGGCCUCCCGUAUGGAUAACGUUAACGUUAUUGGAUACUUUUAUUGGUCCUUGCUGAAUAGUUAUGAAUGGACCGCCGGGUAUACGGAAUUGUUUGGUUUGGUUGAAGUGGAUUUCCAGAAUCCCGACAGAACAAGGACCCCCAAGGAGUCUUAUUAUUAUUAUAAGAAUGUCGCGGAGACUAACUGCCUGGACUAUUGUCCUUUUAGAUGAAAAGUUGCACUGAAGUGUUUAAUAAAAAUGCUCGAGUACUUCAAGGAA